Messenger RNA from Corticium candelabrum, 1364 nucleotides. RefSeq lists its product as uncharacterized. The record is from RefSeq and is a predicted model, not a curated record. The coding region runs from base 1 to 1203 and encodes 400 amino acids. The transcript has 10 exons. Lineage: Eukaryota; Metazoa; Porifera; Homoscleromorpha; Homosclerophorida; Plakinidae. Gene Ontology annotation, molecular function: protein binding.
AUGAGUGAUGGCUUUGAUAGAAUAGAGAAGCACACGUUAGAUGUUGGGCAGCUGAUUUUAGCUAAAUCGUUGACACGCGUUGUCUCUUUUUCGUUUGUGAAAAUGAACGAAGAAUUGAGUGAAGCGGUGAGAAGAGGUGAUAUUGAGUCAGUAACGCGUCUUUUGGAUAUGCAAGUUGAUAUCAAUGCUCGUGAUGAGUCUGGGAACACUCUUAUGAUAAAAACAUGUGAGAAUGAAGAGAAGGAGAUUGUUGAGUUUCUUCUCACUAAAUCAGUAGAUGUUAAUGGGACUGGCAGGAUAUCAACUAGAUGUAACAAUCUAAUCCAACAAUCAACGUUUUGGUUUCUUGUUGCUGGUCAAGAGGCAGCAGUGUUGACUUGUGACUGGCUGAAGCAGCCAUUGCAUGCAGAGAUGAAUAAUCUUUUGGGAUAUACAGCUUUGAUUGUAUCUACAAGGAUUGGAUCAGAAGAGAUCACUGAUCUACUACUGAAUGUCAAAGAUAUUAAUGUGAUGAAGGGAGAUUGGGUGAGUUUGAGUAUUGAGAGUGAGAGGGGAUCACCACUGGAGAUUGCCAAGCGAUAUGGUCACAGUGAUGUGGUUGAGAUGAUGGAAGAAGCCAUAAGAUUCACAUCUCAUCCUUAUGUGGAGGGUCGCAUGUUUGUCAUGAAACAUCAAUAUGAAGAGACAAUUGCUGAACUGCAGAGUGAAGUUGAGAAGAAGACAGAAGAAUUAAGACAAUCAUCCCUUUUCCAUGAGAGUGAAGUGACGAGGUUACGAACCGAGAUCCAAGAGAAAGAGGAGGAAAUGAGAUGUCUCGUGUCUGCUCUUGCUACUGUUAGCAGAAUGGCAAGCGAUAAAAUUGUUGAAAGUCACACUACUUCUGAUGAAUUUUGCUUAUCACAGCCACCAGAGGAUGUGAUGUAUGCAGUCAGUGCUCUUGCCUGUGAUCAGUGGAGUGAUGUUGGACUGGAGUUAGGAUACACAAUGCCUGAACUCAACUCACUCACUUCAUUAAUUACUGCAUCUCACAGCAAGCUACACGCCAUACUGAGAACAAAAGCUGCUGCUGUGGGUACCAGCAAUAUUGUUGGUGUCAUCUUGUCUGCUUGUCAGCGUAUUUCCAUUCCAAUUUGUGCUGCUGCAAUAAGAGAUGAGGUGGUUAAACGUCAAGAGAGACUGAGAGCACAGAACGGUGGACAAUAGAAUAAUUGACUUUGUCACUUUGUUGUCUGCAUGGCUAAUCAUAUUUGUUUAGCAAGUCCAUUUUUGUUGUUUGUAAUGCUUCAAUGAUCUUACUAUUUGUAUUUUAUCACUUUUUAUGUUUAAGACAAGGUGUAAUAUUUUACACCAAAUUUUGAAAUCUA